Messenger RNA from Lodderomyces oxycetoniae, 1029 nucleotides. RefSeq names its product adenosine kinase (gene ADO1). Bases 1 to 1029 code for a protein of 342 amino acids. Gene Ontology annotation, cellular component: cytosol; nucleus. Gene Ontology annotation, molecular function: adenosine kinase activity. Lineage: Eukaryota; Fungi; Ascomycota; Pichiomycetes; Serinales; Debaryomycetaceae. Gene Ontology annotation, biological process: purine nucleobase metabolic process; purine ribonucleoside salvage. The record is from RefSeq and is a predicted model, not a curated record. The transcript has a single exon.
AUGAGUCUCGUAUGCCUUGGAAACCCAUUGCUUGACCUCCAAUUAAAUGUGAGUGAAGAGUACCUCAAGAAAUACGACUUGAAGGAAAACGACGCUAUUCUUGCUGAAGCAAAGCAUUUACCAAUCUAUGAUGAAAUCAUUGGUGAGAAAGAUUUGAUAUUAGUUGCUGGUGGUGCAGCGCAAAACACCGCUAGAGGUGCUCAGUACCUCCUUCCUCCCAAUUCGGUAAUUUACUUUGGCUCAGUAGGUAAUGACGUUUAUGCGGAGAGAUUAAAUGAAGCAAAUGUAGUAUACGGUCUCACCACGAGGUACCAAAUCCAAAAAGAUUAUGCUACUGGGAAAUGUGCUGCAUUGAUUACGAACCAUAGUAGAUCUCUUGUCACUGAUCUUGCAGCUGCCGAUCACUUUACUCCGGAUCAUUUGCAAAAACCCGAGAAUUGGACCUUGGUAGAAAAUGCCACUCAUUAUUAUAUUGGGGGAUUCCAUUUAACAGUAUCUCCUGAAGCAAUAAAACUUCUUGGUGAGGAAGCUGUUAGCAAGGGCAAACCACUUGCACUCAACUUCUCUGCUCCAUUUAUUGCCCAGUUCUUCAAGGACCAAUUAGAUUCAGUCUUGCCCUAUGUCGAUUACGUCAUUGCCAAUGAAUCUGAAGCCGAGGCUUAUGCGCAAUCGCAUGAUCUCAACACUAAAGACGUUGCAGAAAUAGCCAAACACGUUGCCAAAUUACCCAAGAAGAGUAAACUUCCUCGUGUAGUAAUUUUCACUCAAGGAACAGAUCCAACCAUUGUUGUGAGUAGUGAAGAUUUACAAGUGAAACAAUACCCAGUUAAGCCAUUAGCAAAGGAGAAAAUCGUUGACACAAAUGGUGCGGGAGAUGCAUUCGCUGCUGGGUUUAUGGCUUCACUUGUUGAGGGUAAGGAAUUAGCAGAAGCAAUUGAUGUAGGACAAUGGACCGCGGCAUUGUCGAUUCAACAAGUUGGACCUACUUUCCCAUUCCCUAAGGAGAAGUACAAUAAGGAAGAGAAUUAA